This is a messenger RNA of Psylliodes chrysocephalus, 3131 nucleotides long. NCBI's taxonomy places the organism in Eukaryota, Metazoa, Arthropoda, Insecta, Coleoptera, Chrysomelidae. The record is from the annotation of a GenBank genome assembly.
UUUUAGUAAAUGCACAAAACAAUUUUAUAACUAUGAAGAUUGUGUUUCUAAGUUUUCUUCUCUUCUAUUUUUUAAUAGCAGCAGAGACUAAUAGGGCAUUUGCUCAAAAAAGAUUUUAUUCAAAUCGAGUGAAACGCGAGGCCUUAAGAGAUCAGUGUCUUCUACCCCCACAUCCACGUUACGGAAAAUGGGAUGUAGUAGACGGAGAAAGAAAAACGGGAGACAGAAUUGAGAAAUAUUCAGUUCUAAAGUUCGAAUGUACAGAUGGCUACCUAUUGACAUCGGAAUCUCCUUAUGUUACGUGCGACGAAAAAUGGAAUUCAGAUAAUUUCCCAAAAUGUGAAAAAAUGUGCCCUCCUCUUCACUCAACCACUUCCACAACGUUACGAUGCAGCAAUAGACACGGCAAAAAAAUUAAUUGCAAUAGGGCUACACAUGGUACCACCGUGUCUUACGAUUGUCGUGCGUAUUAUGAAGUACCGCUAACUCAUAGAAUACCCAUAGUAUGUAAUAAUGGAGAAUGGAGUUCAUCAUCACCCGUAUGCCAACCCAUAUGUGGAAAGAAAGUGAAUACCAAAUUCACACCUCUCAUAUGGGGUGGAAAUGAAGUGACUGACAUAAUUUAUCCCUGGGUCAUUGCUGUAUAUAGAAAAAUAGGCAACACUUAUAAAAAUAUUUGCGGAGGAUCACUCAUAAGUCGAAAUCUUGUGCUAACAGCUGCCCAUUGCGUCUCUGAUCAAUACACGGAUGUUAUUGAUAGUAAUAAAUUCUUUGUAGCGGGAGGAAAAAAAUAUAACGACUAUGGUAAUAUAAAAGAUCAUUAUACGGCUCAAUAUAUUAAGGUUGAAAAAAUUGUCGUUCAUGAACGAUACAGAGGAGAAAAUGGAAGAUACUUUGCUGAUAUAGCAGUUUUGGUUACAGAAAAACUGUUUAAAUUAGGACCAGCAGUUCAACCUGUUUGCAUUAAAAACGUGAAUUUAAUAUACUUACCUUCAGGAGAGUUAGGAGAGGUUGCAGGCUGGGGAUUCACCGAAGAAAAUGUUCCAGCAAACGUUUUAAAAUAUAUUAAAGUCCCCUACAAAGAUGAGUAUACAUGCAUUAGCCAAUUUUCAAGCGACUGGGAAAGCAAGUACAACUUCGUAGACAAAAUUUGUGCGGGUUUCUUUCAAAAAAAUUCCAGUGUCUGCGCUGGAGACAGUGGAAAUGGUUUGGUCUUCAACAAUCCCACCGACAACAGCUUCUACGUACAUGGUGUAGUCAGUAUAGCACCCGCAAAUUUGAAACAUACCUGCAAUUCACAAGAAAAUGCUUUGUACGCAUCUACAGCAUUCUACAGUGAAUUUAUAGAAAAACAGCUAGAUAAAUUUUUCAAAGAUGAGUGCAGACUUCCAAAGUAUCCCGAUUUUGGUAAAUGGGAGAUAAAAAACGACGCUAUAAAAAAACCUGGUGAAAUGGUUUUAUCGAAAACACUAUUGACAUUUUCGUGUGAACCUGGAUAUAAGCUUUCAAUUAGUCCACCGUCGUUGGAAUGUAAUAAAACAUUUGACUUACCAACGUGUAACUUAAUAUGCACAGAUCCCGUAUUUCCGCACACGACGACCAUAUUUUGCAGAAAUAAAAAAGGCCAAAACAUAGAAUGUAAAGAUCUAAUUCACGAGGAUAUUAUCAGCUUCACAUGUCCUGUAGGCUACGUAACGCCUAGGGGAACCCCUUCUACGACAUAUUUUUGUGUUCAUGGCUCCUGGGGAAGGGAUAAUCCUCACUGCGUAAACAAAACUCCAAGAAACUCCAAUCGUAGGAAACUAUCAACCUCUACCACCGAAAAACCCAAAGUGAUUGAACCAAAGAUUAUUUGCAGUUAUUGCAGUUGGAUGUCUUACAGUGGAAUCAACCCUGAAGAUUUUGAUCCGUUUUUGUGUACUCAUAUAGUUUAUAAUUAUAUUGGAAUAAAGGAUAAUGGUGAGAUUAGGGUUGAUGAUAAAGAAUUGGACCUCGAUACCCAUGGUGUCAAAGGUUUAUUUGUCAGAACCACCGAUUUGAAAAAGAAAAAUCCUAAUUUAAAAGUUUUAAUCAGCGUAGGGGGCACAUCUGCGACGAAUUCAAGUCUUUUCGCCAUAGUAGCUCGUAGUGAUGAUAAAACAGCCAAUUUCAUAAAUAGUGCUAAGGAUAUAUUGACGAAAUACAAUUUUGAUGGCUUAGACAUUGACUGGUUUUAUCCAGAGGAGAUACUAAAGGACGACUAUAUCCUCUUCUUGGAUGCAAUAAGAGAAGAAUUUAACAAACACAAAUGGUUACUGGCGGCUUCUGUAUUACCAUAUCUUGACGGUACCGGUUAUAUUGUUCCCGAAAUGAACAGAUUAUUGGACUGGAUCACGAUAAAAACUUACGACAUGUACGGUUAUUGGAGCUCAUACACGGGCAAUCACAAUGCUUUAUUUGAAUCUUCAAAAGAAUUCCCUUGGGAGAAGAAAAAUCUUAACAUGCGUGGAGCUGGAUUUAACUGGUUGGAUGCAGGUGCCAGCAAACACAAAAUAAUUUUAAGUAUUGCUUUUUAUGGAAGAAGCUUUACGUUGAAAGAUCAAAAUCAGUUUGGUUUGCAUGCUCCUAUCAAUGGGCCAGGUCCUGGAGAAGAUGGAGGGUUUUUGAGAUAUUAUGAGAUUUGUUCGAACUACACGAGUCCAAAAUAUACGCUAGUAUGGGACGAUGAACAGAAAACGCCAUACCUUUAUUUGAAGAAUAAUUGGAUCGGGUUUAACACCAUGGAUUCCGUAUGGAUGAAGGCUGAGUAUAUUAAGCAGCAAGGUUAUGGUGGUGUAAACGUUUUCCCGUUAGAUGGAGAUGACGUCCAUGGGAUAUGUAGACAUAAACAUAUUUUAUUAAAGUCUGUACGAGGUGGUUUGGGGUUGCCUGUAUCUUGGCCAAGCACCAGAUAAUCCACAGAAUCACUAAUUCAAGAUUUUUUUAAAUCAUAUUAUUAUGAUUAUUUUGUAUUUUGUUUAAGUUCGUAAAAGUAAACAUUUACUAAUUAUUUAUGAUUUUGUUAUUAAUGUCUAUGAGUAUUUAUAUUGUUUACGUACUUUGUGUCUAUAUAACGUAAGUAAGAAUAUAUAAAGAUUACAUCUAAAUAUUUU